UCCCCUCCUUCCCCGCCCUGUGCCGGGUGGAGCCAGCUGCCCGGGCACCCAGGCUUCACAGCCUGCCCUCUGUGCAGGGCCCGGAGUGGGGGCCCAAAGGGGUCCCAAGCAGGGCUGAUGAGGACGCUCCUGACCAUCCUGGUGGUGGGAUCCCUGGCCGCUCGAAUUGCUGAGGAUGCCUCUGAUCUUCUUCAACACGUGAAAUUCCAGUCCAACAACUUUGAAAACAUCCUGACGUGGGACGGCGGGACAGACAGCACCCCUGGCACCGUCUACAGCGUGGAAUAUAAGAAGUACGGGGAGAUCGCAUGGCUGGCAAAGGCAGGCUGCCAGAGGAUCACACGGAAAUCCUGCAACCUGACCAUGGAGACGGGCAACCACACUGAGUUCUACUAUGCCAGGGUCACGGCCAUCAGCCCUGGAGGCCGGUCGGCCACCAAGAUGACCGACCGGUUCAGCUCUCUGCCACACACUACCAUCAAACCACCUGACGUGACCUGUAUCCCCAAAGUGAGAUCCAUUCAGAUGAUUAUCCAUCCCACCCCCACGCCCAUCCGUGCAGGAGAUGGCCACCAGCAAACCCUGGAGGAGAUGUUCCAAGACCUGUUCUACCGUGUGGAGCUCCACGUCAACCACACCUACAAAAUGCACCUGGAAGGGCAGCAGAGAGAAUACGAGUUCUCCGGCCUGACCCCGGACACGGAGUUCCUUGGGACCACCAUGAUUUUGAUUCCAACCUGGUCCAAGGAGAGCGCCCCCUAUGUGUGUCGCGUGAAGACGCUGCCGGACCGGACGUGGGCCUACUCCUUCUCGGGGGCCAUCCUCUUCUCCAUGGGCUUCUUGGUGGCCAUGCUCUGCUACCUGAGCUACAGAUACGUCACCAAGCUGCCGGUGCCUCCCAACUCCCUGAACGUCCAGCGCGUCCUGACCUUCCAGCCGCUGCGGUUCAUCCAGGAGCACGUGCUGGUCCCGGUCUUUGAGCUCAACGGGCCCAGCGGCCUGUCCCAGCCCGUCCAGUACUCCCAGGUCGUGGUCUCGGGGCCCAGGGAGCCCCCAGGAGCCGCACAGCUGCACGGCCUCCCUGAGAUCUCUUACUUAGGGCAGCCAGACAUCUCCGUCCUCCAGCCCCCCAACGUGUCACCUCGCCAGACUGUCUCCCCACCGUCCUGCACCCUGAAGGCCACCCCUGAGGUCGGGCCCCCGGCCUACACACCUCAGGUGGCCUCUGAAGCUAAAGCCCCGUGCUACGCUCCGCAGGCCACCACCAAGGCCCAGCCGCUCCCCUACACCCCCCAGGCCACCCUGGACAGCUUGGCUGCUUCCUACGGGGUGUGCGUGAACAGCUCUGGAAAAGACUCCCCCUCGGGGACACUCUCGGGUCCCAAGCACCUCAGGCCGAAAGGGCAGCUCCAGAAAGAGGAGCCAGCUGGGAGCUGCCUUCCAGGUGACUUGUCUCUGCAGGGGAUGGCCUCCAUGUCCCUGGAGGAGUUCUGUGUGGACGGAGCACCCGGCCUGAACGGGGAGCCGGGGACACCGCAGUACCUGGGGGGCCAGCUCUCCCUCCUCUCCUCCGUCCAGAUCGAAGGCCACCCCGGGUCCCUGUCUUUGCACACUCCUGCCCUCUCCUGCUCCCCCUCAGACCAGGAGCCAAGUCCCUGGGGCCUGCUGGAGUCCCUUGUGUGUCCCAAGGAUGAGGGUCUGGUGUCCAAGGCUGAGGCCAAGAGCCCAGCCCCAGGGGCCUCAGAGCUCGAGCCGUCCACGGAGCUGGGCUCGCUGUUCAAGGAGCUGGCCCUGACUGUGCAGUGGGAGUCCUGAGGGGGCCAGCAGCCUGCGACUUCUCUCCCCCACCCCGUCACCUCCUGGGCUGUCAGCCCUCGCCCUGCCCCGCCGCACACUCUGCAGCCAGCCCAGGUGGGUGCCUGGAAAGAACCAGAGGAGGAGGCCAAGGGCCCCCACGGGAGCUGAUGAGCGAGGGGAGGACUCCAGCCAGAGCAUCUGAGGGUGCAGAGAGGCGUCUGUUCCCCUGUGAUGCCCGAGGAGGGACAAGGACCCGCGACCAUUGGCUGGGCGGAACCAGAAUAACUUAUACUUCUGCCAAGACCAGAGGCAGAGGCAGUCUAGCUCAGUGGCAGACUACAGGGAAGGGCGCGGCCUGGGGCUCCCUCCCGCACCUUUCCAGCCUAUUUCCUCUGCUGGAGGUUUUACCCCAGGGAACCCCCAGGUCCAACGGGGAGGAGCCACAGAAACCCUUCUUGCAGGCAGGAGUUUCACGCUCCAACCUGAGAACAGGGUUUGAAAGGAACUUGGAACCCUCUGGGCCCUGAAGAGGACACAAAGCAAAUGGCACUCACUUCACAACUCUGGAGACUUGGACUCAGCCCAUUUGGGCUCAAAGUCCAGCCUCGCCAAGUAGCAGCAGCGCGACUUCAAGCAGACGAUCCACGGCUCAGAACCUCAGUUUCCUCAUCUGUAAAAUGGGGAGAGCACCACCCACCUCGCGGGGUUGUGGUGAGGAGGACAUUAGUGUCCGUAGUAGUGCCUGGCAUGGAGGCUGUGACCACUUCCUGUUGUGAUUUUGUUAAAUAUCUGGUGGCCCCAGGAGUUGACUUCCUCAGUUCAAGUUGGCUUCAGAUCACCUGGAAUUGGAUCAAGGGUUCAGAGGAUCCAGAUUGCCUCAGAGUUGCUUCAGGACAGGCCAGAGGGCUGGACUUUCCAGAAUGGACCAUGGAGGGACUGCAGGGCCUUCUGGAAACAGCCCAGAGACAAAAGAUGCAGCGCUGUCUCCCUGCGGUCAGAGGGCCUCCCUGUGCCUGGCUCUCAACAGCGCCCCCCGGAGGCCACGCAGCGGGCACUGGGCCCUGGCCUCGUCCGGGCUCCCAGGAAGGGAAGGCUCUGUGCUCAGGGAACUGCCACCGCCUCACGUCCUUCUCACCUGAGACGCCCCUUACAAUGAGGAAUCCGAGGUCCAGAGAGGGGAAGGACCUCCGCCCAAGGACCCCCACUCAAGAUCCCACAAAGGGGGCCGGGACAGGGUCAGUGUCAAAACGAGGGCUUUUUGCCUCAUCAAGAGAAGGAACUUUCCAAACCUGUUUGGAUUCUUGGAAGAUGAAACUAGUGGGGCGUAAGGAGGGAAGGAUCCCUAAAGGGGUCCUGGAGGGACAAGCAACUCCCUGGUCACCCUCCCGCCCCAAACUUUAGAGAGACGGGCCUAAAGUCCUGUUGCCCUGGUUUGACCCUUCCCAAGGGUGCACAAUGUCUUUUCCCUUCACCCAGCUCCCCCUCCCUCCCUGGGACGUGGUGACGGACAGCGUGUUCUUAUCUGUGUGAAAUUAAUAUUUAACAUCACUUCAGA
Molecule: messenger RNA, 3352 nt
Organism: Marmota monax (woodchuck)
Lineage: Eukaryota; Metazoa; Chordata; Mammalia; Rodentia; Sciuridae
Gene: Il22ra1
Product: interleukin 22 receptor subunit alpha 1
Exons: 7
Coding region: 118-1815 (565 amino acids)
Molecular function (GO): protein binding
Source: RefSeq, a predicted model, not a curated record